AUGGCUGCGCCCAUCAUUCGAAAAUCUGGGUUUACUUUUUGCCGUUUUUUCGCAAAUUCCUCGGUUUUGAGAUGUGUUGUAGAUGACACACGGGUAGCUUUUGCCAUAGACACUUCAAUUAAACAAAUGAAACCGGGCAUUGGUAGUUUACAACCAAGAUGCCUUCAUGUCUCAUCAUGUCGCCUCGAUCUGGAGGAAUUCUUUGAUGUCAAGAAGCAUUGGGGUGCGACGUCAAUAAAAACUGGUCGUCCUUGGUUAACAGAUGAACUGAGGCUGAAAACAAAUGUGGAGCUCCAUAAGCUGUGGUAUGUCCUCCUGAAGGAGAGAAACAUGCUGAUGACAAUGGAAGCAGAAUACACGAGGCAGAAGGAGUUGUUUCCUAAUCCGGAGAGGAUGGAGAAGGUCGAGGAAAGUAUGGAGAACAUCCAAGAGGUUGUUGCCGAGCGGAAUCGUGCAUACAAUGUGUUGGAAACAGGAAAAACUGGCGAACCAGAACUUAUCGAGGAUGUGGACGUAAUAGGUCGGCCAGUCACGAGGCUCCAGAAAGAACAUUAUAUCCCAAAGCACAUGAACAACUCAUUUAUGAAAAAGUACCGCUUGCUGGGUCCAUGGGUUUAUAAAUAUUUGCAGUUGUGGCGUGAGAAAAUGUUCAAUGCGAGCCGUUACCGAGAAAAGAAAGAAUUGGCAGAAAAACUCAGAUUGAAGAAAGAAUUUCCAAAUGCUGACAUUGACUAGAUCGUCAAGGAUAAAAAAGGCUACAUGUAGCUCUUAUUUAUUCUUGAUGGCUGUGACUGUGUAAUUGCUUCCUAUGUGAAACAAAAAGAUCUCUCAUCUGUUGGUCAAACUCGUAUUUGCUGGGUCUGAUAUUGAUCACAGGUUUUUUGCGGAGGUUUUUUUGCCUUGUUUAUGAUUACAAGAGAAUCUGGACAGGACAAAAUAUUUCCCUCGUAUGAGGGGGGGUCUUGUGUGUGAAUAUGUUUGUAAAAUAAAACAUUAGGUUUGGUUGAA
Molecule: messenger RNA, 1008 nt
Organism: Lineus longissimus
Lineage: Eukaryota; Metazoa; Nemertea; Pilidiophora; Heteronemertea; Lineidae
Product: large ribosomal subunit protein uL29m-like
Exons: 5
Coding region: 1-735 (244 amino acids)
Biological process (GO): mitochondrial translation
Cellular component (GO): mitochondrial ribosome; mitochondrial large ribosomal subunit
Molecular function (GO): structural constituent of ribosome
Source: RefSeq, a predicted model, not a curated record